UACAUGUACAUCCUUAAGUGUUUAAAUGUGACAACAAAUUAAAGGACAACAGAAAAUAUCAUUGUUCGGCCAUAUUAUAAAUAUGCUGUAUGUGUCAACAGGUUCUAAUCUGAAAUCAAAAGCGGAAGUAAAUUCGAUUGGAAAUACCGAACGAAGCAUUCUGUGCAAGUCUUGUUCUUUUUACAAGAUCACAGUAACCCGGAUGUCAUGGCUGGAAGUUCAUUAUUAGUGGCAGCAAUAGAUUUUGGAACGACCUAUUCAGGCUGGGCGUUUUCUUUUAAGCAUGAAUUUGAAAGAGAUGCCACCAAAGUAUCAGCAAAAAACUGGACAGGUGGACAACUUGUUUCCCUAAAAGGACCAACAUGUGCCUUAAUAGAACCUGACGGUGAAACACUUCACAGUUUUGGAUAUGAAGCUGAAAGUAAAUAUGCUGACCUCGCGUGUGAUAGCGAGCAUGGCGGGUGGUAUUUUUUCAAGAGAUUUAAAAUGAAUCUUUUUGGACAGGGAUUUGGAAGAAAUCUUAUGUUAGAAGAUGCAAGCGGAAGGAAGAAGUUGUUAGCCAAAACAGUAUUUUCUCUGUCGAUUAAAUAUCUAAAAGACGACCUCAUCAAGUUGUCAGAAUCCCGCAUCGCUGGUGGGGGUCUUCAAGAUACGGACAUUCACUGGGUCCUCACAGUACCUGCUAUCUGGAAUGAUGCUGCCAAACAAUUCAUGAGAGAAGCUGCUCAACAGGCUGGUAUAUCCGGAGACAUGCUUACUAUUGCAUUGGAACCAGAAGCUGCAAGUCUGUACUGCCGCCAUCUACCGGUAGAAAAAUGUGGAAGUGGUAAAACCUCGUUGGCGGCAUUCGGACCUGGUAAACGGUAUCUGGUUCUUGAUGCUGGAGGUGGAACAGUGGACAUAACUGUUCACGAGGUGAUGAGUGGUGGUCAUCUUAAAGAAUUGGAUAAAGCCAGCGGAGGAGCAUGGGGAGGGGUACAAGUUGACGACGCUUUCUUCCGUUUUUUGAAUGAAAUUGCAGGACCAGGGCCCGAUGUGAUGCCAAUGUUCAGAGACAAAAACAUGGAAGACUACCUGGAAUUGUUUAGGGACUUUGAAGUUAAGAAGCGUGAAAUUGGACCGAAGAAAGACACAAAAAUUACUUUCAGAAUACCUGCAGCUCUAUCUGACACUGUAAUGGAAAUGAGGGACCAACCGUUACAGGACGUGAUAAAGAAGACAAAGUUUUCAAGCAAGGUCAAAUUGAUGGGAGAUAAAUUGCGAGUAGACGCAGCUGUUGUAAAAGGCUUCUUUGAACCUUCCAUUGAAAGCAUUGUUAAGCAUGUGAAAGGUUUGCUACAGAACAGCAGCACAAUAGAGGCGUUGAGGCUAUUAAUGGUUGGUGGGUUUUCUGAAUCACCAAUGCUGCAGGAGACAGUGAGAAGUCGCUUUCCUGACUUGAGAAUUAUAGUUCCAGAUGAAGCUGGACUAGCAGUUCUCAAAGGGGCUGUUAUCUAUGGUCAUAGUCCAACAACAAUCUCACAAAGAGUUAGCAAGUUCACGUACGGAACCGAUGUCUCACAAGUUUUUGAUGCGGAUAGACACCCAUUUGCGAGAAUGAAACUGACUGAUACUGAAGUAAGAUGUGAAAAUGUAUUUUCGAAGCUAGCAGAAGCUGGACAAAUAUUGGAAGUUGGCCAGGCGCAAGACGAGCAAACCUAUACUACCAUAAAUGAAACACAAACAGAGAUGGGUAUGAAUAUUUACGCUACUACAGACAAGAAUCCAGGGUUUAUAGAUGAUGUCGGUUGCUACAAGAUUGGCACCUUUAGUGUACCUGUUUCUGGGAGUGGUGCCGGACGAGAAGUUACAGUUAAAAUGAUAUUUGGAGGAACUGAAAUUGACGUUGAAUGUACAGAAAAGGCAACAGAAAAGAUCACACACCUAAAAGUAGAUUUUCUGUCAUAGAUGCUGACCUUCCAUUUUUAGAUCAUUGAAGGAUCAUUACAGACGAUUUACAAAAAAUGAGUACUAAUGUACUAUUUGAUGAAAUUGUACGGCGUUACACAAAUGAUUCUUCAAUCAGAUAUAAAAACCACGUCUUUAAAACACUUCGCUUCAUGUAUACCUAAGAAGAUCUGAACGUUAGUCUAUAACUCAGUGACCGAUUGGAACCAGUUGCUAGGAUUUAUUGAAUACUAGUAUACUAGCUCAACAGCAGGAAUAUAAAAUGAAUCAUUAUAAAUUGACACACUAUAAUAAAACAUAUUAUGGUACUUCUAUGUUUGAACAUCUUAUGAACCCUGUAUAGAGCGGGUGCACCUGAUGCCGAACAUGCUCCUAAUUCCGACCAAAAUAUUAUAAUUCAUUUAAUAUUUCAUUUUUAACACAAUUCAAAAAAUUGAAAUCAUUAUUAUAACGUCAAUUUGUCUCUAUUUCCACCCGCAACAUUUUGAAUUCGCGGUUGUGUUGUUUGUUGUGAUUUUGGGCAUUCAAGGAUUUACUUCAAUUUUUGGUUAGACAUUUUAUUUAUUAGCUAUUUUUUUACAAAUUUUUACUAAUAUCAUAAAAUAUUGAAUAUUGAUGCUUUAGUCAAAUUCUUUUGAAAUCAAUGAUGUAGACAAAAAUAAAAAUCAUGUGUGAAGCCCCUGUACAUGUUUUAAGGUCGUAUGAAUGAAUAACUGGCAGUGUUCAAAUGUUUUUACACAUUGAAAUUUAAUUGUAAACAUUCUAAUUUUGAGCAUAUAUGUGAUCCUUAUAUUUAUCAAAAUAUGUUUAAAUUUAAACUCAUAGUGUGAAUUAAGUGUUUAGAUUAUAAUUUUCAUGAUUUUCAUGAUUCAUAUUAUGAUAUUUAUGAGAAAAAGAGCUUUAUUCAUGAAAUAUUAUCAAGUCGAAUUAUGAAAAAAUGAUUGAUAUGUGAAAAUAGAUUGCUUGCUUGCAUUGUGCCAUGGGUAUUAUUGUAUUAGCCGUCAAAAGAAGUUUAAUGAUAGUUAAAUUUUACUAGAAUUUUACUGAUAAAUAUUUUCAACUUUUGAACACUUUUACGAAUGAAGUUAUGAAGAAGAGAAAGACAACAAAACUUAGCCAACCCUUAAAUGUUUUUUCUUUAAAGUAGAAAUACCUAUGUCAUUAUAAUAGUAGAGAUGGACUUAUCUAACUCAUGUAGCACAACAGAAUAAUAUUACAAAGUAUGGUGACAGAAGUACAUCUUAACAACUUUCAUUCAAUAAAGCUUUAAAGAUAUUUUCUUUUUUUUUUGCUGUCAAGUUGAGAUGAAUAAGUAAUAUUUUUCAAGAAAUUAUAAUCAUAGUGAUUUCACCAAUAUUUGAUAAUAAAAAUGUUUACCAGAGUAAUAUAUAAAAAACCUAAAUUAUUCAAAAGACUACCUCAAAAUUUUAAACAAAUGACCGUUGCGUAGACAUUCCGAACGAUAAUUAUAGCAAUUCUCGUGGCCAACGUGGAUUAUUGAUUUUUUUGCAUACUAGUAUAAAAAAUAAGAUUGAACACAAAUAUGGCAAAAUGAAUGAUUGUUUUGACUUUUACCUGUGCACUGUCCAUUAUUAUAAUGUCACUUUAGAUAAAAUGCGAUUUGGAAUGAUGAUGCAGUUGUAUAAGAUACAUUUACUUUCAAAUUGACAUGUAUGUGAAACCAUUAAAUUGAAAUGCGUAACUGGAGUAUUAUGUUGAAAUAUACCUUAUUGUACAUUCUAA
Messenger RNA from Ruditapes philippinarum (Manila clam), 3690 nucleotides. RefSeq names its product heat shock 70 kDa protein 12A-like. Gene Ontology annotation, molecular function: ATP binding; ATP-dependent protein folding chaperone. Lineage: Eukaryota; Metazoa; Mollusca; Bivalvia; Venerida; Veneridae. The record is from RefSeq and is a predicted model, not a curated record.